Rotaria sordida is the source of this 1014-nucleotide messenger RNA. NCBI's taxonomy places the organism in Eukaryota, Metazoa, Rotifera, Eurotatoria, Philodinida, Philodinidae. The record is from the annotation of a GenBank genome assembly.
AUGGCGUCUACAGAACAAACUCUUGUCUUUAUCACCUAUUUCAUAAAUGUCUAUAUUGGUUACUUUAUUGUCAUUACUGGUUUGAUUGGAAAUAUUAUCAAUAUUAUUCUUUUUACUCAAUUAAAACUAUUUCGACGAAAUCAAUCAGCAUUUUAUCUGAUAGUUGCAUCAAUUGUUGAUUGUUUUCAAUUAAUUUUUUCAGCUGCUACUCGUGCUACUGUAGUUGCUUUUGGCUUUGAUCCAACACGAACAUCUAUUGUUUGGUGUAAACUCCGAAUUUAUUUUCUUCAAUUCGGAAGCAUUACUUCGUCAGGAACUGUUUGUUUUGCUGCUAUUGAUCAAUAUUUAUCUACACAUUAUCAUCAUCGAUUGAGGCAAAUGAGCACCUUCAAACUAGCUCAGUAUCUUGUUGGUAUUCUUAUUGUAUUCGUAGCUUUAUACAGUAUUUUAUUUCCAGUUUUUUUUGAAAUUCAUGGAAACGCUGGUUGUACCACAGUCAAUCCAAUAUUCAACUAUUAUUAUUCUUUUGUUCAUUUUUGUAUACUUAUUAGUAUUCUACCAAUUGUUAUUUCAUCAUUAUUUAGUUUGCUGGCUUAUCAAAAUGUUCGUCGUAUAGUACGACGUCAAGUAGCAAUAAUUCGACGACGUCUUGAUCGACAAUUAACUGCAAUGAUUCUAGUACGUGUUAUCUUAUUGGUUAUAACAGUAUUACCAUUUGUGAGUCUUCGAGUGUAUCAAAUCAAUAAUCCAAUGAAUCAGAAUGAUACAUUUGCCGUAACCGUUGAUCAGUUAAUCAGAAUCGUUAUCACUACAGUUUAUAAUACCAACUAUUCGGGUACUUUUUAUGUUUUUUUGGUAGCAUCAAUUCGAUUUCGUCGACAAGUAAAACAUUUAUUUUUGAAGAAAACUUGGCGAAAAUGUCUAUCAAUGAUGGCGAAUAGAAAUCAAGUUGCACCGGAAAAUCAAUUGGCGACAAUAGAAUCACAUGGAUCAGACGGAGACAUUGACAGUUGA